AUGGACUACUGGUCGAUUUGCUUGCUGUUAGUUUCGCUAUUCGGUACGAUAUUACGCACUGGUGGUGUUGAGUUAACCUUCGAACUUCCAGAUAAUGAGAAACAGUGUUUCUUUCAAGAUAUUACGAAGAAUGAGACGGCGAUGUUGGAAUUUCAGGUCGUGACAGGCGGACAAUACGACGUAGAUGUAUCCUUAGAAGCACCAAAUAAAGAAAUUAUCUUCCAACAAAUUAAGACUCAGUUUGAUUCGCAUCAAUUUACAGCUGCUAUGACAGGAGCAUACAAGGCCUGUUUUAGCAACGAGUUUUCUACAUUUUCACACAAGUUAGUCUACAUGGACUUCCGUGUGGGCGAUCAGAUGCCUCUGGCUGGUCUCGGAGAACAUGUAACCGUCAUGACUCAGAUGGAGUCUUCGGUACACGAAGUACAUACACACUUGAAUAAAAUUCUAGACUACCAAACGCAUCAUCGAUUAAGGGAAGCACAAGGCCGUAAACGUGCAGAGGAUCUAAAUGAUCAUGUGUUGAAAUGGUCGAUCGUAGAAACAUUUACUAUUAUCGCUAUAUGUGUGAUGCAGGUGUAUAUUUUGAAGACAUUCUUCACAGAGAGAAAACCCUAGCGCAUUCACUAGUGUACUUGCGAAUGACAGUAUUUUUUUUGCUCACAAUAAAAUACCGUCUCCGUCUGAGCGAUGUGAUAAUUACAUCAUAAACGAGCUCUAACUACCAGUUAUGGUGCCAUGUUAACAUCGGCCAGUUGUUUCGGAUGUGUUGGCUUUCCUUCAGACGUCAUGAAAUAACUCUAUAUCAAACAGACGGAACAUUCUAACAAGAAUAAAUUCUGUUCACUUGUGUAUGAAAAUGUGUAUGCCCGUUCAUGUGUGUAUCAUUUGGACAUUAAGUUAUAGGAAGGAUAGGCUGUUUUAGAAUGGGUACCUGCUCUACCGAGAGCUAUAACAGGCAAUAGUCGGAACUGUUAUAUUGUCUUACCUUUACUUACACGAAAUUCUUAAGUUAUAAUUGUACUUUGCUACUGACAGUGUACCGGACAUUACCGCGAAAGAAGAAACACAUUUUUUCUUACUGUGAAACUGUAAUAUAAUAAAUUAAAGUAUCUGCGCGAAUGGCUAUGUUUCCCUUUACGAUCAUUUAUUCUCCUUGUUUUUAAUUAUUGUACGAUAAGUAUGUUCCUAAAUUGACGAACUUAAUCGAUAUCAAGAAAAAUAUUCCUCUGUUGGAGACAUUGGAGGUUGUAUACAAGUUUUUCGUCAAUAGGCAUAUUUUAUAUAAGUAUUUAAUACUUUAAUUGUUAAAGAAAAAAUGCAUUCGCAUAUCAGAAAUUUAUAUGUACAAGAAACGUAACGAAAUAAAUCGUAAACUUUCUUUCCAUAUCA
Molecule: messenger RNA, 1392 nt
Organism: Megalopta genalis
Lineage: Eukaryota; Metazoa; Arthropoda; Insecta; Hymenoptera; Halictidae
Product: transmembrane emp24 domain-containing protein 7
Source: RefSeq, a predicted model, not a curated record